Balaenoptera ricei (Rice's whale) is the source of this 7255-nucleotide messenger RNA. It is a transcript of the gene SLC9A8, whose product is annotated as solute carrier family 9 member A8. Gene Ontology annotation, biological process: proton transmembrane transport; regulation of pH; sodium ion transport. The transcript has 16 exons. Gene Ontology annotation, molecular function: sodium:proton antiporter activity. Gene Ontology annotation, cellular component: Golgi apparatus; membrane. NCBI's taxonomy places the organism in Eukaryota, Metazoa, Chordata, Mammalia, Artiodactyla, Balaenopteridae. Bases 529 to 2097 code for a protein of 522 amino acids. The record is from RefSeq and is a predicted model, not a curated record.
UCCUGGGCGGCGGAGGCGGCAGGGCUGGGCCCCAUCGGGUGACUGCGAGCACCUCAGGCCGCCCUCCGGCCCCAGAAGGCGGAGCUCCUUGUGCUGGUUGGUCAGGACUGACCAUGCCGGCGCCUGCGAGGAGGGCUGGAGGGACGGGCCUGGGCCGUGCAACCUCCUUGAGGUUGGACCCUCUGGCUAGGGAUCGGCUGCCCAGCGUAGGUCUCGAAAGCCGUCUUGCGGAAACCGCAGGUCAAAUUUCACUUUCCCGGUUUUCGCAUCCGCUGAUUACGCAGCGCUUCGCCGCCUCCAGAAAGUCCCCCAGCCGCACCCCUUACGUAGCCAGUCACCUCCUCCAUUGUAACGACUAUUUUUCACAUCUGUUUCCUUCAGUUCCCCAAUACAACUCAUGAAGGUUUCAACGUCACCCUUCACACCACCCUGGUGGUCACUACGAAACUGGUGCGCCCGACCCCUGCCAAGCCCAUCCUCCCGGUGCAGACGGGGGAGCAGGCCCAGCAGGAGGAGCAGUCGAGCGGCAUGACCAUUUUCUUCAGCCUCCUCGUCCUAGCUAUCUGCAUCAUAUUGGUGCAUCUACUGAUCCGAUACAGAUUACAUUUCCUGCCAGAGAGCGUUGCUGUUGUCUCUUUAGGUAUUCUCAUGGGAGCAGUUAUAAAAAUUAUAGAGUUUAAAAAACUGGCAAAUUGGAAGGAGGAAGAAAUGUUUCGUCCAAAUAUGUUUUUCCUCCUUUUGCUUCCACCUAUUAUAUUUGAGUCAGGAUAUUCAUUACACAAGGGUAACUUCUUUCAAAAUAUUGGUUCCAUCACCCUAUUUGCUGUUUUUGGUACGGCAAUUUCCGCUUUUGUAGUAGGUGGAGGAAUUUACUUUCUGGGUCAGGCUGAUGUAAUCUCUAAACUCAACAUGACAGACAGUUUUGCAUUUGGCUCCCUAAUUUCUGCUGUUGAUCCAGUGGCUACUAUUGCUAUUUUCAAUGCACUUCAUGUGGACCCGGUGCUCAACAUGCUGGUUUUUGGAGAGAGCAUCCUCAACGAUGCAGUCUCCAUUGUCCUGACCAACACAGCUGAAGGUUUAACAAGAAAAAAUAUGUCAGAUGUCAGUGGGUGGCAAACAUUUUUACAAGCCCUUGGCUACUUCCUCAAAAUGUUCUUUGGCUCAGCAGCACUCGGCACUCUCACUGGCUUAAUCUCUGCAUUAGUGCUAAAGCAUAUUGACUUGAGGAAAACGCCUUCCUUGGAGUUUGGCAUGAUGAUCAUUUUCGCUUAUCUUCCAUAUGGGCUCGCAGAAGGAAUCUCACUCUCAGGCAUUAUGGCCAUCCUGUUCUCAGGCAUCGUGAUGUCUCACUACACACACCAUAACCUGUCCCCAGUCACCCAGAUCCUCAUGCAGCAAACCCUCCGGACUGUGGCCUUCUUGUGCGAAACAUGUGUGUUUGCAUUUCUUGGCCUGUCCAUUUUUAGUUUCCCUCACAAGUUUGAAAUUUCCUUUGUCAUCUGGUGCAUAGUGCUUGUGCUGUUUGGCAGAGCGGUGAACAUUUUCCCUCUCUCCUACCUCCUGAAUUUCUUCCGUGAUCAUAAAAUCACACCAAAGAUGAUGUUCAUCAUGUGGUUCAGCGGCCUGCGGGGGGCCAUCCCCUACGCCCUGAGCCUGCACCUGGACCUGGAGCCCAUGGAGAAGCGGCAGCUCAUCGGCACCACCACCAUCAGCAUCGUGCUCUUCACCAUCCUGCUGCUGGGCGGCAGCACCAUGCCCCUCAUCCGCUUCGCGGACAUCGAGGACGCCAGGGCGCGCCGCAGGAACAAGAAGGACGUCAACCUCAGCAAGACCGAGAAGAUGGGCAACACCAUCGAGUCGGAGCACUUGUCGGAGCUCACCGAGGAGGAGUACGAAGCCCACUACAUCAGGCGGCAGGACCUCAAAGGCUUCCUGUGGCUGGACGCCAAGUACCUGAACCCCUUCUUCACGCGGCGGCUGACCCAGGAGGACCUCCACCACGGGCGCAUCCAGAUGAAAACCCUCACCAACAAGUGGUACGAAGAGGUGCGCCAAGGCCCCUCAGGCUCCGAGGACGACGAGCAGGAGCUGCUGUGACCGAGUGGGACGCCGUGGCUCCCGGGCAACCGGGGCCGCAGCAGCGCCAUCCAGCCUCCCCACGGCUCCCAGGACGAACACCCAGCAAGGGCCCCCGAGGCGUGUGCAUUUGGCAGUUCUUUAGGGUGGAUGGAAGCAGGGUGACGCACAGGCCACUGUCGUCUUAACCCAGGACCUCCCAGGCCUUUGGAGCCAGCCGGCUGCCCUGAAGCACCCUCUCCCCGCUCCUCACUGGGCUGGACCUCUCCCUCAGGGUGGUUUCCCAGCCCGCGGAUUGGAGGGACCACCUUUGCAGGUAAAUGUUUCCUUCUGCUUCUGUAGCCGGGGAAUAGUCAUCUGUCACGCCGAGGUGCCUGAGAGGAGAAAUCCUGCUGUGGACCCACUGUGCAGGGCGUCCCGGGAGCGUGGUGUGCCGUUGCCGCCAUCCCUGGCCACUGCCUUCAUUACAGGGGCCCUUCCCUGCUGGACGGGUGUCGGUACCAGCAGGGCGAGGAGCCGGCCGCCGCUUCCCUGUGCGUCAUCAAGGCGCCUCCACCCUCAGCAGCAGCGGUUCUCACCUAAGCGGCAGGCUCAGAAACCUUGAAAACCUCACACUCCCCUUCGUGAUGUCGCUUGCACUCCCUGAGAAAGAGAAACUGAGUGACCUUUUUCUCUUUACCUCUGAUUGGCACCUCACAGGCUGUCUCCCUGGGCAGCAGGCAGCUACUGCCCUUCUCUGGGAAUACUGUGAAUGUUUACACUGGAACCGAGCACGAGGGCACAGGCACCUCUCUAGAGCCCCAAUGGAAGCCGUAUCCCUGGGUUUUUUAGGGGGUGAGCGACCCUAUUCUGUGGGGUCAGAGCACUCUCUAGAGGGAAAGUCUACAGGGUUUAUGCUGGCCAGCAGCUGCUGUCUUAGAAUUCAGUUUAAAUUCAUGCACUUUUAUAAAGUGGUGAGAGCCUAGCAGUCCCUUCCCUGACCUCGAUUCCUUACUUAGUGGUCCUUGUUUGUUCAGAGGCCCCUUUUCCUGGGCUCUGCCCACCGUUUACCUGCUGCACCUUCAGUGCUCAUCGGCAUCUUUUUUUUUUCCCUCUCCCAGUUCUCUACCAUCUUGGGUCCCAUUUGUCCCCAUGCUCCUCCUCUGCCACCCCUCCCCAGGACUCCAGUGGCCUGCAGCCAGAUGCACGUGAGUCUCACCUGCAAUCCCUGAGCAGCCACUGCUACCUCAGGACUCGCUCACAGAGUGCUUGUGCGCGCGCGCACACACACACCACACACGCACACCCCUGCCCCGGCCACACACGCACACACACACACACACACCAUACACACACACACACCCCUGCCCCGGCCACACACGCACACACACACACACACACCAUACACACACGCGCACACCCCUGCCCUGGCCACACACGCACACACACACACACACACACACACACCCCUGCCCCGGCCACACACGCACACACACACACACACCAUACACACAGGCACACACCCCUGCCCCGGCCACACACACACACACGCACACACACAGGCACACACCCCUGCCCCGGCCACACACGCACACACACACACACACACACACCCCUGCCCCGGCCACACACGCACACACACACACACACACACACACCCCUGCCCCGGCCACACAUGCACACGCGCGCGCGCGCGCGCACACACACACACACACACACACACCCCUGCCCCGGCCACAUGCGCACGCACACACACACACCUGCCCCGGCCACACACGCACACGCGCGUGCACACACACAUACACACCUGCCCCGGCCCCAUGGUCGGGGCCCCCGGGCCAUCUCAAGGUGAGGAGCUGCCAGUCAUGUCCAGAGGACAUGGGGUUUCUGACUUCCCCGCAUCCACCCCCUUCACCGGCCCUUUAACAAGUCUUUACCUGCUUGCUUGUGCCCAUCUACAGGCCUCUGGCAGUUUCCAUAUGUGGCUCAGCGUCUCAGCUGGAGCCUCGGGACUCAGCACCCUCUGGCGUGGUUUAAUUCAUCAUGUGCAUGUCCUUGGUUCUGUUUCGAACACAGUGGGCCAGCGUGGACCUUGGGCUGGCGGCAAAUAUGUUUCCAUCUUCUCAGCCUCAGGCAGCGUGGCUCUGGAUGUGAGGAAGGACUGACCUUGGGACCCUCCAGGACCCAUGUACCCAGCCCACGAGGCCAGGCCCCUGCCCUAACCCCUUCCCUUGCCCCAGAAGUGUAAGCGUAAAGCCAGUCAGGCAGGAGGGCACAUGGCUUCCUUUUUAUGCAUGAACAGUAAAUUUGUACUUGAUAGAGCUAAAAUAUGAUCAUUUCUUUUUGUAAUCUCCCACCUUAACCCCAUAAUUUGAGCCAAAUAGGAUUACUUUACUUCACCUAAUAUCCCCACUGGAAGAUUAAUGCCAUGCAUAAUUCCAGGCUCCAUCAUUUCCUGUUUCUUUUUAGUGGAAAAGAGAAGAGGUCAAAGGGAGGGGACCUUUGUCCAUAAGGGGAUGGGGGAGGGGGCAGGGAUCAGAGGCCAGAUUGUUCUCUCAUUCUCCAAUUCAUAAGUCACUGACUUUUCCCCCUGAAAUUCAGAGUCUGAUCUCCGAGGUGUAAGUUGCAUUGUAAACUCAAUAGCUUGCCGGAAAAAAAUUUUUUUGGCUGUGAGUUCACAGAUUAAAUAAUGAAAACAGGAUCUUCUCAGUUCAGACUGCCCUUUGUCACCAGGUCCCACCUGUCCUCCCACUUUUAGCUGAGACCUGAGAGUGACACUAAGUAGAGAAGCACGCGGGGGCGGGGCGAGGUCUCCAAGGCUUGGCUGUGUGCAGGUGGCUGGGGGAGUCUUGCCCGGCCUGGAGCAGCGCCAACCUGGGUGUCCCGUGAGCUGCUCCUGCCCUCUGCUGGCCAAGUAAUGGCUUAGCAGCGUGGGAGGGCAUUCCCCCGUCGAGGAGGGCGCCCCGUGUGCCUCAGCCAUCUGUCUGUUCACCUCUGGUGGACUUUUUUCAGAUGUCUUUGCCUGAGAAUCAAAAAUUGCUGCUGUCUACCUUUAGCAUUCCUAAUAAUUCUAUUGUUUGGGGCAAUAUAUGCCUAGAAGAUUAAAAAAAUCCAGCAUAACUAUAACUUCACACACGUUUUCUUUUAGGUCUAGGCCAUGGGACAGGAGAAGUAUAGCACAGAGAGAAGGUAAUACUUUAGGAGGAGGUGAAGGCUGUAAGGUCAGUGCGUGCCUCUGGGGAAGCUGGUUGGCUAGCCAGUGAACUCUGAAGACGUGCCGUCUUGGGGAGCUGGGGUGUUCUGUAGCACUAAGGCCCCACCCCAAGGCUCCCCCAGCAGCCCCUCCGCAGCAGGCCCUACGAUUGGGGACUUGGAAUAUAUCACGUGUUCUGCAGCCCUGUGGUUGUAGGACCUCUGGGAGUAACCAUGCUCAGAGGCUUGGCGUGUGAGGCCUCCCAGGAGAAGAAGCUGGCUUUUCCUAGGUACCCGGAGACCAAGUUCGGGCUGAGCUGGAACAGAGCCAGGUGGAAGGUGGCUCAGUUCCAUCGUCUGGUGCUCACUCAGCCCAGGGGCAGACCCUCUCCCCCAGGCCACACACUGGGAAUGCUGGCUGGGCCCCGGCUGACGUGAGGCUGGGGGCCCAGAAUGUUGGCAGCCCCUGAGUACCCCAAGUCAGCCUAGGGAGGCCCUGACUUGCCUGCAGAUUCCUCUGUGCGCAGUGGCGUGUGGAAAGGCUGGUGAGUGGGGAGCCUUCUCCUUCAAGCCCUUGCCUAAGGUGGCCUUCCGGGGUCUCAGGUCUGCACUCCCACGGGGGUCCACACAUGUGGCAAAGUCCCCAGCGGGGAGGCCACAGCCAGAAUCCCUCUUCUGCUUCGGUGGGGAGAGUGAGGGUGGGGCCGGGCGGAGACUGGCUUCUCCUCAGCCAGGUCCGGGCCACCAAAGGUGCGGGAAGGUGCAGGCGUGGCUUAGGGGGGCUCUGGCCUUAGAACUGACCCCUGAUUCUAGUGGGAGGAGGAAUCUCUCUCAACAGCAAUGACUGACUGUCAGUUAGGACUUCAAAUGCCAAAAAAAGAGGAAAGAUCCUUUGCUCCUUCCCCAUUCCCUCCAGAAUGCAGGCAUGUGAUUCUCCUGCUGGGUGGUGGGUAGGAAAUUAUCUGAAACGUUCCCAGUAGAGCAGCCAGAAUCAUUAAGAAGUUGUUCUACCAGGAACGCAGUCUCCAAAGCCCCAGGCAGGCGAUAUGUUUUAAAUGAAAACACCACAGUCAGAGUGACGGCUUCGGAUAAGCAGCCACACUCCCGUCCACUUAGUCUCCUGCCGUUUCUCACACAAAUGGAGUUGGAUGUUCAGGGACUUCACCAUCAUCGCCCAUGUUACGAAAGAAGACUUUCUAAUUUCCCCCACCCCGUUUCACCCUUUCUCACCCCAGCCGACACAGUCCCUAAUCCUAGAGGGAAAAAAAAUGUGUGGCUUUUCCUACCCAGGAGCUGGUCUUUGCCCAGCUGCUCUGCGUGAGCGUCCUGGCUUCAGGGCAAGAGAGCUGAGCGCUCGGAGCGCAGCCGUGGGCCCCGUAGCCAUGGGAUCGAUGGGGAUUGUGCAGUGCGGUGGUCAAGAGAGAAAGGUCACCCGUCAGCGCUAUGGGACCCUGUCCAAGGAGCUGGUCAGCCACGCGGAAGAGCCACUUCUCCAGGCCCCAGCGCUGCUCUAAGGAGCCGUGGAGGCCCAUGGGCCAGAGAAGGCUCCUCACUCGCUUGGCUGACUACCGAAGGUUAGGUUCGUGGCUACCAAAGGCUUUAACAUUUUCUCCAGUACAGCUCCUGCAAAGCUUGAUUUGUUCUCAAGAUUAAUCAGAAUCUUGUAUUCUUUUGAGUAAUUUUCUUUGUAAAAAUGAAGGAUUUUUUAAGUACAGCUUUUUGAUAUAAGGACUAUUGGGAAGGUCAGGCUUGUUCUUUUGCCCUCCCCCAAGUAAGAUGUGAGAGGCAGUUGUUAGGUCCUGGUUCCUGAGAAAUGAUUUGCUGCUCUUCUUGGUGGGGCUGCGGGUUGCGGAGGGGAAGGUGGGUCGGAGGUGGAGGGACCUGCAGCUGCUCUGCUGGAGCCUCUACCUCGUCUCACUGGACUCUUUAAAGAAUUCAGAAAUGGAUGGAAAACAGUAAUGUCACUGGAUUCUUAUUUAGAAAUAAAAAUGAAUGCUGCUGAAUCAGA